Molecule: messenger RNA, 222 nt
Organism: Sporothrix schenckii 1099-18
Lineage: Eukaryota; Fungi; Ascomycota; Sordariomycetes; Ophiostomatales; Ophiostomataceae
Exons: 1
Coding region: 1-222 (73 amino acids)
Source: RefSeq, a predicted model, not a curated record
AUGGCCCGCACCGACGCCCACGCCGAGUCCUCGGCGCGCUCGUGGCGCGCGUGGUCGUCCGGUGCCAGCGCCGGCACCGUCGCCACCAGCAGCCGCAGCGGCAGGCCGGCGUCGCGGGCGCGGUGCUGCACGACGACGGCCAAGAGGCCGCCGGCCGACGUGCCACCGAUGGAGACGCGGUCGGGGCGCACAUGGAGCGCGGCUGCGUUGGCUCGUACCUAG